AUGAUCAGUAACGACCAAAAUUACUUAAAUAUCAGUAACCAAGAGAGGACUAGGAAUACAAUUUUACCCAGGGAAAACAAGAAAUUCAGGCCAAUUUUGGGGUUAUAUUGGAGAGCAUUACCAGACAGUACCCAAGCGUCUAAAGCUGAUAAAAACACGCCUGGUAGGAAGAUCAGUAAAGAUCGAGUUUCUGCAUUGCUGUGCGCUAAUGCUGAUGGAAGUCAUAUGUUAAAGCCUGUGAUUGUAGGAAAAAUGCCAGAAAUUAGAAGAUAUCAAACAAAAAUUUUGAAAAUUCCUGACGAUAAAGUGAAGACCUUAGUUCUACUGGACAAUUAUUGUCCAGCACAUCCACAGAAGAAGCUUUUAAAUGAAAUUUCGGAAGUCGAGGAACCAGCUGCAGGAGAAGAAGAUAGAAGAGGUUAUAAAACGUUACAAAAUCUCAAAGAUUACAAUAUCAGAUCUAUGAUUUAUAAUUUCGCAUCGGCUGUCAAAGAUAUAAAACUUUCAACUUUGAUUAACUCGUGGAAAAAACUAUUAAUAAAUGAAGAGGUUGAAUCAGAUACGGCUGAAUUAGAAACAGACGAUUUUCACAACAUUUUCCACCAAGGAGGUGAAAAUUCAGCUACACUGGAAGACAUUGAAGGAGGAGAUUGUGUGACUGCUACAGAAAACCCUGAAUCGGAUGAAUAUGAUCAAGAAGAAGCAGAUGAUAACGUAAACCCUAAGCCAAAACUUGGUGAAAUUAAAGAUCAUCUAAACAUUGUAAUUAAAUACGUUGAAGAUAACAACGAUGAAAACAUAUCUGCGUAUCAUGAGCAUCUAAGGCAUCUUCGCGAGUUAAUCAUUAAAGAAAUCACUGUGAAAGGAAGACAACCAAAGAUAAGCAGUUUUUUCAAACCAGUGUCAAGUGUGAAUAAUGAAGGUGUGCCUUAA
This is a messenger RNA of Metopolophium dirhodum (rose-grain aphid), 933 nucleotides long. RefSeq names its product tigger transposable element-derived protein 7-like. Bases 1 to 933 code for a protein of 310 amino acids. Lineage: Eukaryota; Metazoa; Arthropoda; Insecta; Hemiptera; Aphididae. The record is from RefSeq and is a predicted model, not a curated record. The transcript is spliced from 5 exons. Gene Ontology annotation, molecular function: nucleic acid binding.